Molecule: messenger RNA, 1996 nt
Organism: Gallus gallus (chicken)
Lineage: Eukaryota; Metazoa; Chordata; Aves; Galliformes; Phasianidae
Gene: SFXN2
Product: sideroflexin 2
Exons: 11
Coding region: 278-1318 (346 amino acids)
Biological process (GO): monoatomic ion transport; serine import into mitochondrion
Cellular component (GO): mitochondrial inner membrane
Molecular function (GO): monoatomic ion transmembrane transporter activity
Source: RefSeq, a predicted model, not a curated record
CUGAUUGGCUGAGGGCGGCCACGCGGCGCGCCAAGGGUCUGGGGGCCGCGCAGGUAGGGCCACGUGGGGUUGGGGCGCGCGGGUUGAGCGUAACGCAUUGCUGCGCGGUGCGUGCCCGUCACGAGGUCUCUGUGCAGCUCUGCGGAUGUGCAGUCAGCAGUGCACUGCGAGGCAGCGUCAAGAGGGGGGAGUGCGGCGUAGCACCGUUGGAAGCGUGCAGUGCUGAUGGGCAGUUCAGUCAGUGUAACGCUCCACGGCAACGCAGCGCUAUCCCGAAAUGGCUGCCGUGCCCCUCGGCUUCGAUAUCGACGCCCCACGCUGGGACCAGAGCACCUUCAUGGGGCGGCUGCGGCACUUCCUCAACAUCACCGACCCGCGCACCGUGCUGGUGCCGGAGCGGGAGCUGGACCGGGCGCAGGCCGUGGUGGCAGGCUGCAGGGCCGGGAUGGUGCCACCGGGGAGCAGCCAGGAGCAGCUGCUGUAUGCCAAGAAGCUGUACGACUCAGCCUUCCACCCCGACAGCGGUGAGAAGAUGAACCUCAUUGGCAGGAUGUCCUUCCAGGUGCCAGGUGGCAUGGCCAUCACUGGCUUCAUGCUGCAGUUCUACCGGACAGUGCCAGCCGUGGUGUUCUGGCAGUGGGUGAACCAGUCCUUCAAUGCCAUCGUCAACUAUACCAACCGCAACGCCGCAUCCCCCAUCUCUCUGGCUGUUUUGUUUUAUAUUUCCAUGCAUCUGUUGCAAAUCACCAGGCAAAUAGGAGUGGCUUAUGUCACAGCCACCACGACAGCCCUGGCCACUGCUGUGGGACUCAACCUCUACACCAAGCGUGCUCCUCCCUUGCUCGCCCGCUGGGUCCCUUUUGCCGCUGUAGCUGCUGCCAACUGUGUGAACAUCCCAAUGAUGAGGCAACAGGAGAUCAUCCGUGGGAUCUCAGUGACCGAUGAGGACAACAAUGAGCUUGGGCAUUCCAGGAGAGCAGCGGUGAAGGGCAUUGCACAGGUCGUGGUCUCCAGGAUCACUAUGGCAGCUCCAGGCAUGAGUGAGUGUGGGAUGAGGAUGGGGACCAGAUCCAUAUUGCAGCUCUCAGCUUGGCCAGUGCUAAUGGAGCUGCGUGGGCUGGUGGGGUCCCUCACUCUUCUCCCCUCAUGCAGUCAUUCUGCCCAUCAUCAUGGAGCGUCUGGAGAAGCUUCCCUUCAUGCAGCGGAUCCGGGUUCUCCAUGCGCCGCUGCAGGUGCUGCUGUGUGGUGGGUUCCUGCUGUUCAUGGUGCCGGCAGCCUGUGCCCUGUUCCCUCAGAGAUGCUCCCUUGCGCUGGCUGACCUUGAGCCGGAGCUGCGGGACAGCAUCGUGGCCAAGCAUGGGGACAAAGUGCCAUAUGUCUACUUUAACAAAGGGCUGUGAAUAGAGGCUAUCUCAGGAGCCAUUGUACCCCUCCAGCCCCACACCACUGCCAGACCUGUGCCUGCGCAGGGCUUGGAUGCAUGGUGCUGCCCCCAUUAACCCAGUCUGGGAGUGGAGCUGGGGUCAUCUCCCAUUUCCCCCACCCCCAAACCACUUUGCUGCCUUAAACCACUGCAGGGGGCCUCUUUGCAAGAGCUGGAGCCCCCGCAGUGAGUGGGAAAGGACCCCUGUGUAGGGGAACACCCCCAAGUCCCAGGACCAGUGCUAGGACUGUGCCUUCCUUGCUCUCAGGUUCUGGUUUUAUUCACUUUGCGACUGUCACAAUCCCAAAGACCCAAAUAGAUAAUUGUUUUUAAGCUCUGAAUUUUGCAAUCAGCUCAUUGCACUGAGCAUGACAGCCAGGCAUCGCCUUGCCAUCUUGUGCCUCACUGUCCCUGUGCUGGGACCAAGGACAUGGAAAACACUUGAUUCUGGCCCCCCCCCUCACACAGGGAGGGUCACAAAGCCAUUGGGUUUUGAACUCAGGCUCCAAACAGACCACACUGCAAAUGACAGAGAUGGGGAGUGGCAAAUAAAACACGAUGAUUUUUAAAACA